UACAAACCAGCCCACUACCCGUUUAACACCCUCUUCUUGCUAAACCAGUAAUUAUUUAGAGGUGUACGAACAAGCUAGAUUUGGAAGCAUAAUUCAUUAAUUCAUUAUUCAUGCUGUCGCGAGACUCGAUCAUCAAUUUCUCAGAAGUUUAAUCCGGCGUCGUUUCGCCGAUAUCUCCAUGGCGAUCGAUAUCCGAACCCUAAAAGAUCGGUAUAUUGAUUUUUGCAAAGAUUGGAGUGCUGUACCAAAUAAAGCUGCAUUAUCCGCUUUCCUUAAGGCUGAGCUAAAGCAAUCAAAUAAUGAAGAAUCCACCUUUGUAAUAUAUCUCGACGAGUUAAAAAGCGUUGAUUUUCAUCCACUUUACAACGUGUUUGUCCAAUUUGACAUUUCAGAGAUAGAUUCAGUUGACAUUCUUCAAAAGUCAACAUGUUCUCUAGAAGGCGACUCUGUUUUAUUGUUAUUGCAGGCAGUCAAGCAAAAGCUACGCGUUGUCGAUCUCCAAGACAGAUCAUUUGGCAAGGAUUUCUUAUUGGGGCUUUCACUGGGAGGCUUGGCAUGCCAAAUCUUAAACUUAAAGUUUUCCCAUUUCCGGAAGGUGAAUAUGAUCGGGAAGUUCACGCAAAUGCACACUCUCAAUCUCGAUUUCAGUGCAUCACUAACCAGUUUCGGUAAAGACUGUUUUACAUGCAUGCCAAAUCUCAAGUGUUUAUCCUUAUGCGAUACAAAAAUAUCCAAUUUAUGGACUACAAGUGCAUCACUUGCAAAAAUUCCAAAUUUAACCGAACUCCGUUUUCAAAGCUGCUUAUGUUGUGACGAUACCAAAGCGUGCCCUAGAUCUUUGAGUGCAAAAUCAGAUGAAAACACUAGUUAUAAUCCAAUUCAUGAAAGUGUUACAGAAGGCAUGGAUUUAUUUUCCCACGUGGAAGAUGAACUUUUGAAUGUGUUUCCGAUCGGUAAUUAUAAUAAUCCUGCCCAUGAAAUAGUUAGUGAAUCCGAUGAGUCAACGGAUAGUGAAGUUGACUUUUCGAAUACUCAUCGUGGUGUCAGUUUGUUGGAAGAUUUCACCUAUGGAUCUAGUGUUUGGAAUGGGCUGCUUGAUCUUCCUAAUGAGGUAGCCCGUUUCAUUAUUUUAUUCUUAUACAAUGGUAAAAUUGUUUUUAUCACAUAUCAGAUUUUCCCUUGGGGAUCAGAAGAUACCGAAGAAUCAUGGUCAAGUUCAACCAUAUCAAGACCCGCUUCACAUAUAUCCCGAAUAAAACGUCUUUCUUAUCACCCUUCCCCAAUAUGCUACGAAAAACAUUAUCGAGAGUAUUUAAUAGCUUCGUUUCCGAAUCUAAAAAUCCUGGAUAAUCGGCCAAUCACAAUUGCCGACAAAGAUCGAGCUGCAAUUAUCUAUUCGGAAAAUUUCGAAUAUCUACCAUACCAAAGGACAAACAAAAAGAGCGUUCUUAACAUCCUACAAAACCGCGAGAUUAAGGGGAAUAAGAAUAAAUCACAUUUUUAUUAUUCAAGAUCACUUGGUGCUUCGAAAGUUGGGUGUACGAUAUUGCCGUCUUUGCAUCCGCUUGCAAUAACUGCCAGCUCGGUAUCAAGUAAUAGUGUUAGACGAUUUCGUCCCCGACAAUUUGAGUAUCAUCCUUCUAAUUCGAAUCUUAUGGCUGUUGGGACUUUGGAUGGUGAAGUUGUUGUCGUUAAUCACGAGAGCGAAAAAAUCGUACGGUAUAUUCCGUCACACGGUGCGAUGAACAGUGUACUCGGAUUAUGUUGGCUUAAAAAGUAUCCCACUAAGCUUAUUUCAGGUUCAGACAACGGUUUGCUAAAACUAUAUGAUAUUCAACAAAUUCCUUCUACAAACAACGGUAUUUACCCAAGUGGCGCUUCGGUUUCGUUUGACGAGUUUGACCAGUUGACUUCUGUUCAUGUCAACUCAGUGGAUGAAUUGUUUCUUGCGAGUGGAUAUUCAGAACAUGUUGCUUUAUACGACAUCGGCACUGGUAAACGCCUGCAGGUGUUCACUAACAUGCACCGGGAGCAUAUUAACGUUGUUAAAUUUGCGAAUCAUUCCCCAUCUAUGUUUGCCACAUCGUCAUUCGACCACGAUGUUAAAAUGUGGGAUUUACGACAAAAACCGAUUCACCCUUGUUACACGGUGUCUAGUGGUCGAGGAAAUGUAAUGGUUUGUUUCUCUCCGGAUGAUCAUUAUCUUCUUGCAUCGGCUGUUGACAAUGAGGUUAAACAACUGCUGGCGGUUGAUGGAAGGCUUCACCUGGACUUUGGUAUACCGCCAACUGGUAGCUCGCAAAAUUAUACGCGAUCGUAUUACAUGAAUGGGAGAGAUUAUAUUCUCAGUGGAAGCUGUGAUGAGCAUGUUGUACGGAUUUGUUCGGCUCAAACAGGAAGACGGCUUAGAGAUAUAUCAUUAGAGGGAAGAAGUUCUGGGUCCUCAAUGUUUGUGCAGUCUUUAAGGGGGGACCCUUUUAGAGAUUUCAACUUGAGUGUAUUAGCAGCCUACUUAUCUCCAAACUCAAGCCCUGAAAUUGUCAAGGUCAACAUGUUGACUUCCAAGGACGCCGAUAAAGAUUCCUUGAGUGAUGAACAUUCCCCCUCAGCACACGGCUUGAAGGGAGCGUGAAAUCAAAUCAUGUAAAUCUGUUGUAGUAUCAAAUCAUGUAUCGUAAGUAUGUGUGUCAUAUUUUGUUUGUAUAGUUGGUUAAUAAGUCGUGUGUGUAUGUAUGUUUUUAAGAAGAAAACUUGUAUUUUGCUUAGCUAGUUUUUUUUUUAUAUUUUUUUUAUUUUCUACGCUACACAUGAUUGCUUCCCUCUAUGAAAUAUGUUUGUAGAAAAGUAUGAUUCCAACUUAAAAA
Molecule: messenger RNA, 2864 nt
Organism: Helianthus annuus (common sunflower)
Lineage: Eukaryota; Viridiplantae; Streptophyta; Magnoliopsida; Asterales; Asteraceae
Exons: 8
Coding region: 179-2632 (817 amino acids)
Biological process (GO): cellular response to UV-B
Cellular component (GO): Cul4-RING E3 ubiquitin ligase complex
Molecular function (GO): protein binding
Source: RefSeq, a predicted model, not a curated record